Drosophila rhopaloa is the source of this 3754-nucleotide messenger RNA. It is a transcript of the gene spdo, whose product is annotated as transcription activator MSS11. The record is from RefSeq and is a predicted model, not a curated record. NCBI's taxonomy places the organism in Eukaryota, Metazoa, Arthropoda, Insecta, Diptera, Drosophilidae. The coding region runs from base 1744 to 3477 and encodes 577 amino acids. The transcript has 2 exons.
CAAUGCGAUAUCCUUGUGCGCUGUCAUUGCCCUGCCUUUGAGUAUCCUUCGGAUGCAGCAGCCCCGCCAACUCCUCAUCUCAUCCCACUCAUCAUCUGUUUGUGUCGCGUGCCGUCUGCCGGCGUUUAAAUUUUAAUGCCACUGCCCAGCUGUUGUUGGUGCCUCCAAUUUCUGACUAAUCCGCUUGGCAGUUGCCUUCUGGCUACUCAGAUUUGCUUUUGGCCGCCGUUCCUAACUGGCUUUUUGGCCCGAAAGGCAAUUAAAUUCGGCCACCGCGGAGGAGACAAAGGACAACGCGUGUGCAUCCAAUCUGCGAGGCCCAAAGCCAUUCAAUAUGCAUGUGUUAGACCCGGAAUCGAGAUUCAAGAACUCAACGCAUUUCUCCAUAUUCUCCAUAUUCAAAUGUAACGGUCGCUUGGGCAGCAAAAAGUAGGGGAGUGGCUGUUUUUAGGGAAGGUUUUCGAACUGCAGAAGCCACCGAGUCGAACAAGUAUAAAUUUAAAUGGGGAAGAUACGACAAUAAAAUACCCAGCUUGUCAAUUAAUGUAAUAUUGUGUGUGAGGCACUUAAUUAAAAUAAAUAUAGGUCAUGAAGUCAAAUGACAUGUGUUUAUUUUCAGAGAAACAAGAGAGCAAUGUGGUAAAACAAUAUGUGUGAACAAACUCUUGUAGAUUUAUGAAAAACAUGAUAAAGUUCUUUCUACAAAAUUAUAAUUUGACGGAGUCAAAGAAACAAACAAAAUCUGAAAUUGUUCACUGAAUGAAUGUUGUCAGAAUUGCAUAUAAAUGGAAAAACUAGAUAUGCUCUCGACUUUGAAAGCUCUAGUUUAUGACUUUAUUAAUGGCAGAAAUAUGUGCAUAUUAAACUAAACUGUUCUCUAAAACUAUGCAUUUCAAGCUUAUUGAAUUAUUUUAUGGUGACGACUAUUUGAUACAAAAAUGUUAAAACAAAAACUUGAUAUCCAAACAACUAAUAUUGGGGGGCUGUGAUAGAGCGGCCAAUAAUAUUAUGAACUAAUUAUGCAUAAUAUGAAGCAACUAGUUCUAAUGAUACAAUUCUAAGAGACAUUCAUUUCAGGUAAAUUAUGUCAUUUUUCUGGCGUCAAAAUGUGCUGAUAUGAUCCAGUCUGCACUGGUUAUACAUAAUAUUAUGUGGACUUAAAUAUCACUAAACAACCUAGCCUACCCUAACUUCCCUUUCCUUUAUUUAAGUGGUAUCGAAACAGAAUUAAAGCCACGAGGGAGCGUUAUGAGUUGGUAAAUAAGAAUUAAAAACGCUGAUAAAGCGCACCGAAUGAAACGCCGGCUGCUCCUGCAAUUCGCUAGGGGUUUUUAGGUUUUAGUUUUGUUCCGAGUUGAAAUGUCUCAGUUGGAAAUGCGUUUCAACCCUCAAUGCUGAGCAGGAGCAGAUGUUUCUGGGUUUUCUCUGUUUUCUGUUUCUGUUUUUCUGGCUUAAUGGAACGCGCCAAACAGAGUCGGUCAUUGUACGGGUGUCUUAUGUAAAAGUAAAUGGUGUUUUAUGGGGUUGGGGUAUCGCAGCACGAUCCACUCGACUGCGCGCCGGCGCAGGAAGUGGAGGAAGUUGAGGAGCUGCCGGCUGGAACGACUCUCCAGAUCAGUUGAGUCGCAGUUGCCGAAGCGAACGGAUCGCAGAUCUUGAACACGCAGUGUGAAAAGUGUCUAGAAAACCCAAAGAAACGCAACCCCUUAAAGGUUGUGGAAUAACCACCAGUACAGUGCCAACAUGUCGCAGCAUAAUUAUACGAACCCGGCGUUUUGCCAAAAUAGCGAGUUUUAUCCGGUCCCCAGCAGCAACUCCUCGCGAGUGGAGUCCAUUUACAAUAGGAGUCUCCAGAUGAACUUUGGGGCAGCUCCUCCGCGCUCUGGACAUGCCACGCCCACACGAGAUUCCCGCGAGGGUCCACUGCGAAUGCAACGUAGCAUGUCCACGCGAUCGGUGACGCGGAAACAAUAUCAGCAGCAGCAACAGCAGCAACACCAGCAACAGCAACACCUGGCACAUCAGCAACAUCAGGCCAAACAGCAGCAGUAUCAGCCAAAUCAACAGGCAAACUCAAGUGGCCGCUAUGCCCUGGUUCCCUUGGAGGAACUGAACAGCAGUAGGGCCAGCAGAUAUGCCAUAGUUCCUGGCCAGGCUGCCCAACGAUUGGCCAGAUCGCAGGAUGACCUGGAUCGCUAUAGUUCCCGGCAUGGCUUGCAUGAGGCAGAGGAGCCGCACUCCUUUCACGAAGAGCCGCAUCAGGAAACCCAGUUUGCCAGCUUGCCGCCCAUUCUAAAUCUACCACCCAAGCCCAGGAGCAACAAUAAUAACAACCCAAAUCCCAAUCAAAGCCAAAUAAAGCAUGCCUUUAGCAGUGACUUUGGCAGCAAGACCUUUUUGAUAGUGGAUAAGAAUAGCAACCAGCGGUACCAGAUGGUUCCCACCGCCGAGGAUGAGGAAUUGGUGGACGAGAACCAGGAGAUCAUACAGAUGCACAAUGGCAGGGCCCAUCGAUAUGCGGUGGUGCCCACAGAUGCAGAUGAGGAUGAUCUGGCCGAGGAGCAGGAGCAGCAGGAAACCUGCCUCAGUAACAUGGAGUUGAGCCAGCAAUAUGCGGCCAGGACUUCAACGCCGCAGCAAAGGAAUGCAGCUGCUGCCACAAGGGCGCUGCAUGAGCUGCUGACCACGCCCCGGAAAAUGCAACCGCCUCCGAGAUUGGCCCACUCCACGCCCCGAAAUGCCGCCCAUCAUGAGCAGUUGCAGAUGGAGAGGAGAUUGGAGAUCUACAAAAGCCAGCAGAUUUACCAAAGUCAGCAGGUUGGUGGAGCUAUUGGGGCUCCACCGGCUUUACCCCUCCGACAGAACCGACUUUCCCCCCAGAGACUCCACUACGAAACCGUGAAACCGCUUCCCAUGCAGAUUGCCGACCGAUCCAUGGCAGUGAUCAGUCCCAGGGUUCAGGAACAGGAACAGGAGCAGGAACGGGACCAGGACAAGAGCAGCAUCCAGGGAAAGGGAAAGAACAACAACUCGUAUCCGCAGAAGAUGGCCAAUGCCACCAUUACUUUGGCCAUCGUCUCCUUGAUGCUCGUCCUGGGCAGCACCACGAAUGCGGGACUCAUCAUCUACAUGAUUGCCCACCUUGGUAAAUCGUUUUAUCUGCAGUUCGGCCUGCUGGCAUCUUUUUGCGGAAUGGGACUUGGAUUCCUGGGGUUCAAAUCGCGACAGUGUGAUUGGCUGCCGAAUCGGAGUUAUAGUUCCGGAUAUAUCCUGGUGACCGUGUUCUGCCUCUUCAAGUCCUGCGGUCUGCUAUUGAUUCUGGUGAAGGAUCCCUUCCCCGGUUUUCCUGUCCACGAUGUGACCACCGGAGUUAUCCUUGGACUCUCCACCUUCACCAUGUUUUUCAUUGGACUGGGAGUGCUGGGAACUCUGUGGUGCCACCGACCUCCGCCGGAUAACCGCGUCAAUGUGGUGUAAUCCAAAGAAAUUAGUUAACAUUUGCUCUUAGUCUCUAAAUAGUUGUACACCAUCCACUUCGACAUCAAGAACUUGACACACCGAACGGCUAAAAGACCAAAAACAAAGUAUUAGAUUUAUAACCAGAGGAAAAUCAUCAUCCCCCCAAACGACUGUAUAUAAUAAGUGGGUUGUACUUAUUGCUAGAUAAUAGUUUGUUUAACUUAUUGUUCACCCUUAGAAUAAGUGUGUUUCGGUGUAAGAAUUUAAUAAAGGCACUUAAAUACCAACUUAAAAA